AUGGGUUCAUUUAAAUAUACAGUAUUGAUAUUAAUUUUACUUUCAACAUACGGAUGGGGAUACAAAUUAAGAAGUAUAACAGCAUAUUAGAAUUGUGAUAUGAAAUGGGGUAAAGAAUAAAUAAACAAUAAUUCUUCAAAGACCAUUUGCUCAAAUGGUAGUUUAUUAAGUUGUCUUGCCAUGAUUUUACAAACAAGCAGUAAGCCAAUUAAUAGUAGACCUGUAAACCCAGCAAUUUUGAAUACAUACUUGAUGAAUAAUAAUGGGUAUAAAUAAGGAGAUGAAAUUAACUUUUCAGCUUUGAGCAAUAUAGGUGUAGUUUUUGUGAAAACAGUCUCCGACUUAAAGUAGGCCUAAGAUUAUUUCAAUUCCAACCACUACGUUGUAUUGAAUUUAAAUUAUGGAAAAAAUUAUGGUAUGUUAAUUGGAUUUGAUGAUUCUGACAAAUCAAAUGUUGCCUAUUACAUCAACAAUCCAAUUGUUCCAUCCUAAACCAAAGUUGAAGCCAAAGACAUUAGUGUGGCCAUAAUUUUUAAAGCCCUUUGA
This is a messenger RNA of Paramecium tetraurelia, 546 nucleotides long. RefSeq lists its product as uncharacterized. NCBI's taxonomy places the organism in Eukaryota, Ciliophora, Oligohymenophorea, Peniculida, Parameciidae. The record is from RefSeq and is a predicted model, not a curated record. The transcript is spliced from 2 exons.